Selaginella moellendorffii is the source of this 1152-nucleotide messenger RNA. Its product is annotated as cinnamoyl-CoA reductase 1. Lineage: Eukaryota; Viridiplantae; Streptophyta; Lycopodiopsida; Selaginellales; Selaginellaceae. The record is from RefSeq and is a predicted model, not a curated record. Gene Ontology annotation, molecular function: oxidoreductase activity, acting on the CH-OH group of donors, NAD or NADP as acceptor. The transcript has 6 exons. The coding region runs from base 70 to 1056 and encodes 328 amino acids.
AGUCUUCGAAUAAAUCACAGCCAGGGGACUCUGUUCCUCGUCUCCAUUGAUAGCAGGAACUCAGUCCGAAUGGGCAAGGCGAUUUGCGUGACUGGAGCUGGUGGUUUCAUUGCUUCGUGGAUUGUUCGUGAUCUUCUUAACAAGGGCUUUUCAGUUCCUGGCACUGUCCGCGAUCCAGAUGACAACGCCAAGUGUGGACAUCUUAAGCAACUGGAUGGAAGCGAGAGACUAAAACUACAUAAGGCUGAUGUGCUCGACUAUGACUCAAUCGCUGACGCGAUUCGGGACUGUGAAGUUGUGUUCCAUACUGCUUGCCCUGUAACCGCAUCGACUGAGAAUCCAGAGGAUGUUUUGGUGCCAGCAAUCACCGGCACUCGCAACGUGUUGAAGGCCUGCGCACAGGAGAGGGUCAAACGGGUCAUUGUCACGUCGUCCGCGGCUGCGGUGAUGUUCGAUCCAAAUCGGCCUGCGGAAAGAAUUGUCGACGAGAGCUGCUGGUCUGAUACUGACUACUGUACAAAGCUCAAGCAAUGGUAUCUUUUAGCCAAGACGGAGUCUGAGAAGCUAGCGUGGAGUCUCUCCAAGGAGUACGGCCUUGACCUCAUCACGAUCUGCCCCUCGUACGUGUUUGGCCCGAUGCUCCAGCCAACGCUGAAUUCCAGCAGUGCGGUCUUGAAGGCUCUCGUGGAUGGUCAUGAAAGCAGCUACCGCGAUUCCUCCAUUCCGGUUGUGGACGUGAGGGACGUCUCGAAAGCUCACAUUCUGGCCAUGGACAAGGAGGAGGCCUCGGGCCGCUAUCUCUGCGUGGAAAGGGUUGUGUCCAACAGCGAGAUUAUCAAGAUUCUCAGGGCCAAGUUCCCGCAGCUUUCAUAUCCAAAAGAAAACUCUAGGUGCGUUGCUGAGACGAGCGUUUGGAACCAAUCGGGAAUCCGUCCCGACAAUCUGGGAAGAGAGAAGCUCUUGGGGCUAAUCACUGAGUUUGACAUACCAUUGGAACGGAUGCUGUUUGACACUGUUUCCGACAUGCUAAACAAGGGACUGUUAAGAGCCAUCUGAUUUACCGGAGAGAUUAGAAACAUCGGGUCUACCAUCUCCCAUAUAAGGACUUCAAUUUGUGUCCUGGAAAAUGAAACAAGUUCCUGUUUGUGUUUA